UAGUGGUUAUCACCAUAAGAUGUAGCUAAUGGACCCAACAAGUACACUAGUAUUUCGUCUCUCUCCCCAAUCUCCAGUCCAAAACCUGUGGUUCCUGUUUCUCCUACUCACUCAACUUUGUCUCUCUACUCCACACCUCACUGAACUGGUAAGCACUUCUUCUUGCUCUUUAGGCUUUUCCUGUCAAACCCAAUCUAGAUAAUAGAUGUCCAAAUUUAUUGCAUAAUCACACACUAGUGGAAGUUCAUCACCCAAAACUACAACUAGGGUUUUAUGGUUUCAAUCCUUAUAUAUUAGCAAAUAUUUGUACUGGGUUUUAGUUAUAAUCUUUAAAUUAGUGAAUUAAACUCAGAAAUUACUAGUUUCUGUUUUUGGGUAUUUGUUAUCUGAUCAUUUCAUGGCUUCUUCAAUGCUGUAUGGAGCUGAAAAUCUCACACUCAUUAGAGGGAUAACCCCAAAUGGGUUAGGUUUUAUUAGGUCAGAUUUGCACGGGAAGCAAUUUCUCAAGACGAGUUUGAUGUCUGGUGGUAGAAAUUCUAGGGCUAGAAUUAACACCCCAGUACCAAAGUGCAGUGCUUCUGCAUCUAGGCCUGCUUCGCAGCCUAGGUUCAUACAACACAAGAAAGAGGCAUUUUGGUUCUAUAGGUUCCUGUCAAUUGUGUAUGACCAUGUCAUAAAUCCUGGGCAUUGGACUGAGGAUAUGAGAGAUGAUGCUCUCGAGCCUGCCGACCUCUAUGAUCGGAAUAUGAUCGUGGUAGAUGUCGGUGGUGGGACAGGAUUCACUACUUUGGGUAUAGUUAAGCAUGUUGAUGCCAAGAAUGUCACCAUUCUCGAUCAAUCACCUCAUCAGCUUGCCAAGGCAAAGGAGAAGGAGCCCUUGAAGGAAUGCAAGAUAAUUGAGGGCGAUGCAGAGGAUCUCCCAUUCCGAACUGAUUAUGCUGAUAGAUACAUAUCCGCUGGAAGUAUUGAAUACUGGCCAGACCCUCAACGCGGCAUCAAGGAAGCAUACAGAGUCUUGAAACUAGGAGGAAAGGCGUGUUUGAUUGGUCCCGUGUACCCAACGUUUUGGUUGUCUCGGUUUUUUGCAGAUUUGUGGAUGCUCUUCCCUAAAGAGGAAGAGUACAUCGAGUGGUUUAAAAAGGCAGGAUUUAAGGAUGUUCAACUGAAGAGGAUUGGCCCAAAAUGGUAUCGUGGGGUUCGUCGUCAUGGGCUGAUAAUGGGAUGUUCUGUGACGGGUGUAAAACCUGCUUCUGGGGAUUCUCCUUUGCAGCUGGGUCCAAAGGCAGAGGAUGUAACAGAGCCCGUGAAUCCAUUUGUGUUCGUUCUGCGCUUCAUUUUGGGUGCGAUGGCGGGAGCAUACUUCGUGCUGGUUCCUAUCUACAUGUGGCUCAAAGAUCAAAUUGUUCCCAAAGGUAGACCGAUAUGAUAAAGAGAGGAGAGGGGAGGAGGGCGGAGCGGGAUUGUUUCUUGUUGGCUGUUUCUGCCACUUACUGAUGUUCUCUUUCGGUUUGCAUGCACUUCUUAUGUUAAUUAGCUUUGCCUGUUUCAAUUCUCAAAUAAUCCCAGAUUACUUUCUCAAAAUCCGAUUUAUGGGCGGGUUAUGAUUU
This is a messenger RNA of Cornus florida, 1607 nucleotides long. Its product is annotated as 2-methyl-6-phytyl-1,4-hydroquinone methyltransferase, chloroplastic. NCBI's taxonomy places the organism in Eukaryota, Viridiplantae, Streptophyta, Magnoliopsida, Cornales, Cornaceae. Bases 398 to 1426 code for a protein of 342 amino acids. Gene Ontology annotation, molecular function: 2-methyl-6-phytyl-1,4-benzoquinone methyltransferase activity. The record is from RefSeq and is a predicted model, not a curated record. Gene Ontology annotation, biological process: methylation. The transcript has 3 exons.